AACAGCAAUCUGUAACUGUGCCAUUUCAUUUAGUUUGAGUGGUGAGUGAGUGUAGGGUUUAAGGCCUAAAACCCCAGAAGAACAUCAAACUACCAAAUUUUAAUGGCUAAUAUUUCUCGCAGACUCUCUCAUUCAUUUCUAUCUAACACCAAAUUCUCCCAAUUUCCAAAACUAUUUUGCACCGGCAAUCUCUCCUCUCGCGAAGAACAUAAUGACUCGGACGAUCCCACUCAUCAGAACUCCGAAACUGACUCGGUCCCAAACUCAACCCCUCAAUCGCCGUCUUCCACAUCAUCGCCGGAUUCAGGUCAGCGUCGAGAGGUCUAUCAACAGCCACUAGAAAAGGGCCUCGACGUGGGCGUUUAUAAGGCAAUAUUGGUUGGGCCGGUUGGACAGUGUCCAUUGCAGAAGAAGUUGAAGGGUGGGAGGGUUAUUACAAUGUUCUCACUAGGAACCGGUGGAGUUCGCAAUAACCGGAGGCCGUUUCAGAAUGAGGAGCCUAGGGAGUAUGCAAAUCGGUGUGCUAUUCAGUGGCAUCGGAUUUCGGUUUAUCCUGAAAGAUUGGGGAGUCUUGUUAUGAAGAAUGUUUUUCCGGGAUCAAUUAUGUAUGUUGAGGGGAAUCUGGAGACCAAGGUCUUCACUGAUCCUUUAACUGGUCUUGUACGGCGCAUAAGAGAGGUUGCUAUUCGUCAAAAUGGUCGGAUAGUGUUUCUUGGAAAAGGCGGUGAUGAGCAGCAAGCAAAUACCGUAGAACUGAAAGGUGUUGGGUACUACUAGGGGGAAUAGCUAGAUUUGAUGGAAGGUUGGUUUUUAACACAAGCAACUCUCACAUUUGUAAUUAUUUCUGGCAUUUGCUUUGGUGAUAAUUUUAGGCAGAAACAAUUUGCAAAUGUGUUUACAAGCCCUUGUGAUUCAACAUGACAUGGAAGCAGAGAGCGAUUUGAUACAUAACUUAGUAUAGUUGUUCAACUUAUUACCAACAGUAAUGAAAUUUGUAUGAAUCCUUCGUAUAUUAGCAGUCAAUCUGGGCUUAAGUUGGUUCAGAAUAUUGAAAGGAUUAAUCUAGAAAUAGUGAUCUUCCCAUUA
Mercurialis annua (annual mercury) is the source of this 1086-nucleotide messenger RNA. RefSeq names its product single-stranded DNA-binding protein, mitochondrial. Gene Ontology annotation, molecular function: single-stranded DNA binding. The record is from RefSeq and is a predicted model, not a curated record. NCBI's taxonomy places the organism in Eukaryota, Viridiplantae, Streptophyta, Magnoliopsida, Malpighiales, Euphorbiaceae. Gene Ontology annotation, biological process: mitochondrial DNA replication; positive regulation of helicase activity. The transcript is spliced from 4 exons. Gene Ontology annotation, cellular component: mitochondrial nucleoid. Bases 103 to 777 code for a protein of 224 amino acids.